GUCCUGUUUUCUCCUUAUACCUCAAAAACGCAUUUAACCACUUGUUUUAAUAGGGUAGGGUUGGACUGCUUUUUUGGGCUCAAGAAGAGCAAACUUUUGUGAUUCACUUGCUACAAGCAACAACCAACUCUUAGUUGACAGGACAUCAUGAGCGUUGCUAAAGCUAAAGGAGCACAGAAGACCGUUCAAAAGGGAGUCCACAACAAGGUUGCCAAGAAGGUUCGUACUUCUACAACCUUCCGUCGCCCCAAGACUCUUCAACUUCCUCGUAAGCCUAAGUAUGCUCGUAAGAGUGUUGCUCAUGCCCCUCGUCUUGACGAAUUCAAGAUCAUCCUCAAUCCUCUCAACAGUGAAUCUGCUAUGAAGAAGAUUGAGGACGACAACACUCUCGUCUUCCUUGUGCACAUGAGAUCCAACAAGCACACCAUCAAGGACGCUGUUCGUAAGCUUUACAACGUUGAAGCCAUCAAGAUUAACACUUUAAUCCGCCCCAACGGUACCAAGAAGGCUUUCGUCAAGCUCUCCGCUGAUGCUGAUGCUCUUGACGUUGCUAACCGCAUUGGUUUCCUUUAAACCAUGUAUUUUACUUGAGCAUUAAGGAUAAAUAAAAUCUUGGUAUUCAUAGAUCCAA
Molecule: messenger RNA, 631 nt
Organism: Schizosaccharomyces cryophilus OY26
Lineage: Eukaryota; Fungi; Ascomycota; Schizosaccharomycetes; Schizosaccharomycetales; Schizosaccharomycetaceae
Product: 60S ribosomal protein L25
Exons: 2
Coding region: 148-573 (141 amino acids)
Biological process (GO): translation; ribosomal large subunit assembly
Cellular component (GO): ribosome; cytosolic large ribosomal subunit
Molecular function (GO): structural constituent of ribosome; rRNA binding
Source: RefSeq, a predicted model, not a curated record